Molecule: messenger RNA, 1644 nt
Organism: Pecten maximus
Lineage: Eukaryota; Metazoa; Mollusca; Bivalvia; Pectinida; Pectinidae
Exons: 1
Coding region: 1-1644 (547 amino acids)
Molecular function (GO): zinc ion binding; nucleic acid binding
Source: RefSeq, a predicted model, not a curated record
AUGAAGCCUAAGGUGACAGGCAGUGAUUUGAGGGGUCCUAAACUCCCAGCAUUUGAGGAGGGCAAAGACAAUAUUGAUUCAUAUUUGCAGAGAUUUGAGAGGUAUGCUACUACUCAAGGAUGGGAUAUGGAGAACCAGUGGGCGUCCAAUUUGAGUGUACUUCUGAAAGGUAGGGCGUUAGACGUGUUCCGCAGACUUCCUGUGGAGCAGAGCCUAGAUUAUAAUGUUUUGAAGGACGCUUUGUUGAAGAGAUUUGAGACAACUGAGCAAGGGUUUAGGAAGAAAUUCAAGACUGGACGACCGGAAGCUGGUGAAAAUUUUGCGAAGUUCGCUGUAAGACUAGACAGCUAUUUUCUGAGAUGGUUGGAAAUGGCCAAAACCCCAAAGACGUUUGAAGGUGUGAAGGAUUUGAUCAUUCGCGAUCAGUUCAUCCAAGCCUGUGGAAACGAAUUGACGCUAUUCCUGAAGGAACGCAUACCAGCUACUAUUGGUGAGAUGGCUAAACUGGCGGAUCAGUUUGCCGAUGCCAGAGGACACACGGCGAAUCUACUGAAGUUCCGUCCCGAGGGUUAUAAGAAGCAAUUCAACGGAUCUAAUGGUAAGACUGGUACAGGGGAUGUCUCGACAACGAAACAGUCAGGUUCGGAGUCUGGUUCUAAGACUAGGCCGGUUGGCUCAAGCUCGGGAUCAGGUAAACAUUGCUUCAUAUGUAACAAGACCGACCAUUUAUCUUACAACUGUCCUAGGAAGUCGAAGAAGGGUCAGGUUCAGUGUAUCUCUACUAAGGACAAGGCUGCUGUUAUUCCUCCAGAAGAUUGUUGUUCAGAGGGAGUUGUGAAGGAUACGGAUACCACGGAGACUAAUAUACUGACAUCUUCGUGUGAACGGCCGUUAAGCUGUGAGAUGCCUGCAGUGAGAGGACGUGUUGGUAAUCGUUCUGUGAUGGUGCUCAGGGACACUGGUUGCUCAGGAGCUGUUAUCCGGAAGAGUCCCGUAUCUGAUGAAGAUGUUACCGGUGAGACGCAGGCCUGUAUAUUGGCUAAUGGUGACAAACUUACUGUGCCUAUUGCUAAGCUGUUGGUGGAUUCUCCAUAUUUUACCGGAAGCGUAUGUGCUUGGUGCAUGGACAAUCCCGUGUAUGACUUGAUACUUGGAAAUAUUCCGGGAGUUAGACAUGCCAACGAUCCCGACUUGGAAUGGAAGCCAGCGGAAGUCAUACAUGCUGUUCAGACGAGGGCCCAAGCUAAAAAGGAUAAUCAGCCAUAUCGUACUCUGAGGGUACCUAAGGUGAUGCAAGAUAUUGGAACUCCAGAAGAAAUCAAGGAGACGCAAAAGGCCGAUGGAACCUUGUCAAAGUACUGGCAUUUGGCUAAGGAUGCUGCCGUGAAAGACAGAACAGAUCGUGGAUCGUCACGGUUUUAUGUGAGUCGAGGAUUGCUUUAUAGAGAGUUUCAGAGUCCAAGUGUUGGAAAUGGACGGGUUUUCAAGCAAUUGGUGAUACCGGAGAAGUUGCGUUCUACAGUGUUACAACUGGCUCACGAUACUAUGAUGGCUGGACAUCUUGGAGCUAAGAAGACAAUGGACAGGAUCAGGACGGAGUUUUUUUUGGCCUGGUAUGGCAUCAGAUGUUACCAGAUUUUGUAG